Molecule: messenger RNA, 3364 nt
Organism: Chenopodium quinoa (quinoa)
Lineage: Eukaryota; Viridiplantae; Streptophyta; Magnoliopsida; Caryophyllales; Amaranthaceae
Product: alpha-mannosidase-like
Exons: 29
Coding region: 133-3162 (1009 amino acids)
Biological process (GO): mannose metabolic process
Molecular function (GO): carbohydrate binding; alpha-mannosidase activity
Source: RefSeq, a predicted model, not a curated record
UCCUACUACUAGUUCUAAUAGUGUACUGUGAGUUAGUGACUAAUGUCAAAUGUCCCAAUUCAUUUAGAUACUCUGAUAAAAGGUUGCUAAAUUUUUUUUCACUCUAUUGAUCAAUCUUUUGGUGUACUGGAUAUGGGGAAACCUGCUAUGAGUAUAUCUGUUGUUCUUUUUGUAUUAGCUGUUUUCGGGUCAUUCGAGUUAAUCUGUUGCAUCAAGUACAAAACCGGUGCUGGUGUUGUAAAUGGUAAAUUGAAUGUUCAUUUGGUUGCACAUUCACAUGAUGAUGUUGGGUGGUUAAAGACAGUUGAUCAAUACUAUGUUGGAUCAAAUAAUAGCAUUCAGGGUGCUUGUGUUGAAAAUGUUUUGGACUCGGUUGUGGAAGCAUUGCGGCGUGAUCCUAAUCGGAAGUUUAUUUUUGCUGAACAGGCUUUCUUUCAGCGAUGGUGGGUGACCCAAGAAAAGGAAAUACAAGAGGAAGUGAGAAAGUUGGUGGAUGCUGGACAGUUGGAAUUCAUUAAUGGUGGCUGGGUCAUGCAUGAUGAAGCAGCAAGCCAUUAUGUAGAUAUGAUUGAUCAAACAACACUGGGUCAUUACGCUAUAAAGAAACAGUUUAAUAGCAUACCUCGUGCUGGAUGGCAGAUUGACCCUUUUGGACAUUCUGCUGUACAGGCUUACCUCCUUGGAGCUGAGCUUGGUUUCGACUCAGUGCAUUUUGCAAGGAUUGAUUAUCAGGACAGGGCUGUACGCAAAGAUCAUAAAUCUCUAGAAACUUUAUGGCGUGGAUCAAAGACGUUUGGUAGCUCAUCUCAGAUAUUUUCAAAUGCAUUUCCUGUUCACUAUAGUCCGCCAGAUUCAUUUCAUUUUGAAGUGAAAGAUGAGCGUUCCAUCCCUGUCCAGGAUAAUCCCCAUUUAUAUGAUUAUAAUGUUGCUGACCGAGUCAAUGAUUUUGUUCAUGCUGCCAUUACGCAGGCCAAUGUGACUCAAACAAAUCACAUUAUGUGGACAAUGGGCGAUGACUUUCAGUAUCAGGAUGCUGAGACUUGGUUCAAGCAAAUGGACAAGUUGAUCCAUUAUGUUAACAAGGAUGGACGAGUGAAUGCUCUCUAUUCAACUCCUUCUAUCUAUACGGAUGCUAAACAUGCUGCCAAUGAGUCUUGGCCUCUCAAAUCUCAUGACUAUUUCCCUUAUGCGGAUGGUGAUCAUGCUUACUGGACUGGAUAUUUCACUAGUCGACCAUCCUUCAAGCGUUAUGUUCGGGCUCUCAGUGGAUAUAAUCUGGCAGCACGGCAACUUGAAUUUCUUUCUGGAAGGAGAACUGCAGGCCCAAACACAUAUAAUUUAGGGGAAGCAUUAGGAAUCGCACAGCAUCAUGAUGCAAUUACUGGUACUGCUAAGCAACACACUACAGAUGACUACAUGAAGCGCCUGGCAGCAGGGGUUUCUGAGGCAGAAGCUGUUACAAACUCAGCACUAGAUUGCCUACUGGAUAAGAAAUCAAAAGGUCUUUGCAAUACAUCCACAUUUACUUUUGACCAGUGUCAACUUCUCAACAUAAGCUACUGCCCCUCAACUGAGCAAGAGAUUCCAAAGGGGAAAAGUUUGGUCGUAGUUGCAUAUAAUCCACUUGGAUGGAAUCGAACUGAUGUCAUCAGAAUCCCAGUUGAUAAUGCUAAUCUUGUUGUCCAAGAUUCCUUGGGCAGUGUGAUUGAAUCCCAGUAUCUUGAUAUGGAUAAUGUGACCAUAAACUUGAGGAACUUAUAUACCAAGGCCUACCUGGGAAAAUCAUCAAAAAAGGUCCCCAAGUUCUGGCUUGCUUUUGGAGUCUCUUUGCCACCAUUGGGUUGGAAUACAUAUUUUAUUACGGAGAGAAAAGGAAAGGGACGGAUCAAUAGAAGCAGUGUAACUGUUGUGGACAGAAAAAAGGACCAGAUAGUUGAUAUUGGUCCAGGAAAUGUGAAGAUGUCAUUUUCUUCAUCUGGUCAACUACUAAAGAUGUCCAAUUCUGAAAGUGGGGUUGAUGUACCAUUACAGCAAAGCUUUCUUUAUUAUACAAGUAUGGGUGGCGAGGAUGGUCAGGCAUCUGGUGCAUAUAUUUUCCGACCUUCUGGUGAUCCAACUGUCAUCCACAAUAAAGAGCGUAUGGUAGUUGUUCGUGGAGUACUUGUGGAUGAAAUUCACCAACAGUUUGACUCGUGGAUUUACCAGGUGACUCGCCUAUAUAGGGACAAGGAUCAUGCUGAGGUAGAAUUUACGAUUGGUCCCAUCCCCGUUGAUUUCAUUGGCAAAGAGGUGAUCACACGGAUGGAAACAAAAUUUGCCACAAAUAAUGAGUUCUACACUGACUCCAAUGGAAGGGAUUUUCUGAAACGGAUUCGGAAUUACAGGGAGGACUGGAAACUUUCAGUGAAUGAACCUGUGGCUGGAAACUACUAUCCGAUUAAUCUUGGGAUAUAUGCUAAUGACAGCAGCUACGAGUUCUCAGUUUUGGUGGAUCGUGCCACUGGAGGAGCCAGCAUUAAAGAUGGUCAAAUUGAACUAAUGCUCCAUAGGCGUCUACUAGCUGAUGAUUCUAGAGGAGUAGGGGAGCCCCUUAAUGAAGAAGUUUGUGUUGAAGACUCAUGCAGUGGACUUACAAUUCGCGGACACUAUUAUGUGAACAUCCACAAGUUAGGAGCUGGUGCUCAGUGGCGCAGAACCACUGGUCAAGAAGUCUACUCUCCUCUACUUUUGGCUUUCACACAUGAGAACCUAGACAGUUGGAAGGCUUCUCGGUCAACAAAGGCAACCUCUAUGGAUUCAAAUUACAACUUACCUCUUAAUGUUGCUUUGAUAACUCUUCAGGAAUUGGAAGAUAAAUAUGUACUACUCCGCUUAGCACAUCUUUAUGAGGCUGGUGAAGAUGCUGAAUACUCGGGAAUGGCCAUCGUUGAACUAAGAAAGAUUUUCUCUGGAAAACAGAUAAAAGAAGUAAAAGAGAUGAGCUUAUCAGCAAACCAGGAGAAGUCAGAGAUGAAAAGGCUAAAAUGGAGAGUUGAAGGAGAAGACACGAGUAACGUGGGAGCACGAGAGCACAUCCCUCUUAGAGGAAGUCCUGUUGAUGGUUCCACCCUUGUGGUUGAGCUUGGUCCUAUGGAAAUCCGUACGUUUUUGUUGAAAUUCUAAAUCAUAAGUUCCUCAUUUCAAAGUUACUAGGCUUAAAAUUAUGAGCAAUAAAUGUAUUUAAGUUUUAACACCAAGAAAUUACUUGUAUAAAUGUACUACUUCGUACUUGUAUGUUUUAUUAAACAAAAUUCAUGUAAAAGCACCGACCCUAUUUUAUACAAUUACUCGGAUAGUGAAAAGUAUAGUUUUAAAUUGCUCAGGA